Lottia gigantea (owl limpet) is the source of this 375-nucleotide messenger RNA. RefSeq lists its product as hypothetical. The record is from RefSeq and is a predicted model, not a curated record. The transcript is spliced from 5 exons. Bases 1 to 375 code for a protein of 124 amino acids. NCBI's taxonomy places the organism in Eukaryota, Metazoa, Mollusca, Gastropoda, Lottiidae.
AUGGAUUUUGGACCCACAGGUAGCUACCUGUUGAAAUUGACCAAUUUUGCCUUUUUUCAAAAUCCAAAUUUUGAUGCUUCACCACGGCCAAACCAGUUAAGGUCAGGGUGCUCAAUAGUGGUUUUUACUUUUGAGUUAAUACACCAUGGUUGGAUACCAUUCCUGUUUAGUGUUUCGAGUAUAGAAGCUCGUCUUCAGCUACGGACAACAUGGUUAGAUAUGGUGUGCAACCUAGGUUUUUGGAGGUGUAUACAAAUAGAGUUUCAUUAUAUAAGAAUAAAGUGCUUAUGGUGUGGCAUGGAAGCUCCUCGUACUCUGGAUCGUAGUAAGGAGAAGAGUGUGACUCAACGCAACGAUGCAUCCAAUCAAAAGUGA